Molecule: messenger RNA, 2265 nt
Organism: Durusdinium trenchii
Lineage: Eukaryota; Dinophyceae; Suessiales; Symbiodiniaceae
Source: the annotation of a GenBank genome assembly
AUGGGCUGCGGCGCGACCACCCUGCGCACGCGUGGGGCGAGCUCGCCGGAUCACUCCGAUGAUGAGUUGAUCACCAGCUUGGUGGCCUUCGCCCAGUCCAGCGUCGCGCCGGCGGGACGACUGGUCAUCCCGGUCAGGGCAGGGCCGAGUGCCGCUGACGACCGCGCGCCGCCCAUGACAGUGACCAUUCGAGCUGGGCUCGAUGGCAACACAUUCCAGCUUCAAGUUGCUCAUGAUGCGGGAGUCAGAGAUCUGUCGCAAGAGAUCCAGGCUAAGCUCAUGAAACCCGGGCGAACUUUGGUCUUGACCUCGGGCAGUCAAGUGCUGGAUGAGUCUCAAGAUCUUCGACCACAGCUCUGUGAUGAGGAGGUGAGUUACGUGGCCAUGCAGAUUGGAGCAGGUGAGGCAGCCAGGAGUUUCAAGCGAGCUUUGGAGGAAGAUCGGGCAGAUGAUCCUCAAAACACACAGGGUCCGCCCUGGUUAGUGAGAGAUUUGGAUGCCCUCAAUGCCAUCGAAGCAUUGCACUUCAACUUCGAUUUCAACCAAGGAUUGAAGGGUGUUCGCUUGCCCAGCAACUUAAAGUCCUUGACCUUCGGCGAGAAAUACAACCGCAGCCUCUCGGGUGUCACUCUGCCAGAGAGCCUGGAAAGCUUGACCUUUGGCUGGAAUUUCGACCGACGGAUGACAGGGAUCAGACUCCCCACUGGCCUAAAGACCUUGGCUUUUGGCAAAAGCUUUAACCAGAACUUGGAUCGCUUCAAGCUGCCCAACAGCUUGGAGACUUUGAUCUUUAAUGGUGGUUUCAACCAGAGCCUGAAACUUGUGCCUUUGCCGGCCAGCCUUCAGAAUUUAACCUUCAGCUUUUCCUUCAACCAAAGCUUGCAGGAUGUCAAUCUGCCAGAAAGCUUGCAGACUUUAACCUUCGGCAACGAAUUUGACCAGAGCUUGAGAGGUGUUCAACUCCCAGACAGUUUGAAGAUCUUAACUUUUGGCGGACGCUUUGAUCAGAGCUUAGAAGGAGUCACCCUGCCCAGCAGCUUGCAGACUUUGAACUUUGGCGUGAAAUUUAACCAGAGUUUGGCAAGUGUCGUGCUGCCCAACAGCUUGCAGACUUUGAACUUUGGGGCUUAUUUCGACCAAAGCUUGGUCGGCGUCACCCUGCCCAGUGGCCUGCAGACUUUGACCUUUGGCUGGGAUUUCAACCAGAGCUUAGCAGAUGUGAUCUUCCCCACCAACCUGGAGAGUUUAACCUUCGGAGCGAUGUUCAACCAGAGCUUGGCAGGAAGAACUCAGCUACCAAGCAGCUUACAGAGCCUGGUUUUUGGGGACAAUUACAACCAGAGUUUGGCUGGUGUCACACUGCCAAGGAACCUCCGGACUUUGGGCUUUGGUGAGGUUUACAACCAGAGCUUGACGGACGUGAUCCUCCCGAGCAGUUUAGAGACCUUGAGUUUUGGCGAUUUCUUCAAUCAAAGCUUGGAAAAUGUUCCAAGUACUCUUCAGCAUUUGUGUUUGGGGCGCAUAGUCGCCAGAUUGCCAGCUUCGCUGCCUCCAAAGCUUGAGACUUUGACUUUGCUACAUGGUUUCAAUGAGAGCUUAGAAGAUGUGGUUUGGCCAAGCGACUUGAAGAUGUUGUUUUUCGGCCAACGCUUUGACCAACGUUUGGAGCGAGUCAUCCUACCCGGCAGCUUGCAGGUUUUGGAGUUCGGUGGGAAUUUCAACCAGAGUUUGGUGGAUGUGGAGCUGCCGAGCUCACUGAAAGCAUUGAUUUUUGGAACUUCUUUUAAUCAAAGCUUGGAAGGUGUCGUGCUGCCAGUCGAGCUUGAGGAAUUGCUCUUUGAUGAUUUCUUUGAUCAGAGCUUGGAGGGUGUCAUGCUACCAAGCAGCUUACAAACUCUCUCCUUCGGCAGCAGGUUCAACCAGAGUUUGCAAGGUGUAGAGUUGCCGCAGAAUCUCCGCAGUUUGACCUUGGGCGAUUCCUUCAACCAACCCUUGGCAGACGCGAUGCUCCCCGAGAGCCUUGAAACUUUGAUCUUUGGCGAAUCCUUUAAUCAGAGCUUGGCAGAUGUUACGCUACCCAGCAACCUGAAGACCCUGAAAUUUGGCUUGAACUUCAAUCAGACUUUGAGAGCUGUCACGCUGCCCAGUCGCCUGGAGACCCUGAUCUUGGGCGAGUCCUUUGAGACAUUCGAAGGCCACUUUCCCAGCAGCUUGCGGGAAAUUGCCAUUGGCCAAGUGCUGCUUCGUUCCUACGAACCGCUGUGA